Messenger RNA from Aspergillus caelatus, 1841 nucleotides. Its product is annotated as polyamine acetyltransferase. Bases 561 to 1424 code for a protein of 287 amino acids. The transcript has 4 exons. Gene Ontology annotation, molecular function: aralkylamine N-acetyltransferase activity. Gene Ontology annotation, cellular component: cytoplasm. The record is from RefSeq and is a predicted model, not a curated record. Lineage: Eukaryota; Fungi; Ascomycota; Eurotiomycetes; Eurotiales; Aspergillaceae.
CUGCUCUCCUCUCUCUCUUUUUCUGGUCUCUUUUUUGUAUUCCUUUUGUUCCGUGGGUAAAGAAAAAAGACAGCCAAUCAUACUGUGCCCGGGUCAGACUUCCACAAUAUCUUUCAUUUGCCUCAAAGAGUGAGUGGCAAUCAAACGCCUCACUGUAUCCACCAGCCUUUGGCACACAAUAAUCCACUCACAUUCCCUUACGCUUGACUGGUGGCUUGCGUCUUUUGGCUUACGACCCGGCCCUAAGCUUCUGGAACUGCAACCCGACUCAGGUUCUUAUCGCCCGUCCGCAUCAGAGCUAAUUUUUUGAUCCCCACCAUUUUCCGAGGAUUCACGCCCCUCGAUUCGACUCUUUUUCAUCCCUCUUAGGGUCCCCUUCAGCCAAUCCUUUCCACAAUCCUGCGCCUUCAGCAAUCCCUGUCCGCUUGGACUUUGUCUCCCUCUCUUUGUGUACCUCUUGCUGCUUUUACAUUUUACAAAUUUUCUCCCUAUUUACCCUGCAAAUUUAAGGAACGUCGGCUUGCGACCUGUUGAAAAUCGAAUCCUCAGAUCGACAGAUAAUGUCCGAUUAUACCGCUGAUAAGUCUGCUGCAGACCAGCCCAUCAAUGGGUUCAAGCCGUUAUCAAACGCGGACGGGUUCUCCUUGCCUACUACCGGGGAUGACCUCUCACGUCUGAGCGCCCGUGGAGAUUUUUCAAUGGCCAACGGGAUCCCCAUGGAGGAGGUGGAUGAUGAUGACGACGAAGAGGUCGACGAAGACUACGUUGCAGUUGACCAUGACGAUAUUAACGAAUUUCCUUACUGGCUCCGUCGCCCGCCUGUGCAUCAACGCACAAAGUUGGACGAGUUGCAUCCUUUUGUACAGGUCUUGACUGUGUCGAAUGUGGAUGACUGUGUCAACGUGGAGAGCGCGUUUCCCGAACAAGAGCGCUGUUCCCGAGAGAAGUUUGUAUAUCGCUUGAACCGAUGCCCCGAACUUUGCUUGGGCCUCUUCACACUCCCUGUCUUAGGAGAGGACCAGCCGAAGCCUCGCCCGACCUUGGUUGGACACAUCGUUGCGACUCGCAUUUCGACUCCGUUUGUGACCGACAAAGCUAUGGAGCUCCCCGCGAAAUGGCAAACCGAGCGCAUGACUGUGGAGAACGGAGAGACCGUCGGCCAUGACGAAUAUGGUAGCACGAUUGCGAUCCAUUCCUUGGCUGUUUUGCCGGAGCAUCAAGGCAAGCAGGUUGCCAGCACGUUGUUGAAGUCCUACAUCAACAGGAUCAGGGAAGCACAAAUCGCCGAGCGUAUUUCUAUCAUAGCCCAUGAUUACCUUGUGCCAUUCUACGAAUCUUUUGGAUUCGAGAACCGUGGUCCUAGCAAGUGUCAGUUUGGCGGCGGCGGCUGGACAAAUCUGGUGUUGGAAUUCAUCGGAGAGUAAAUUAUCAUCAUGAAGGACGGUUAUGAUGGCAGCGAAUGAUGCUGUGCCUAGUUGACAUGUCUUCCUCUUACCUGAUCAUUUUUCCUCUUGUCUCUUUUUUUCCCUUUGAUUAUAUCUUCCUUUUCCACUUUUCUUUAGUUUCCCCUUUGUUGUUUUUGUUCACAAUUCCCACGCGACAUUUGACGCAUGUUAUGUUGAAACACUGGGUUUGGUCUUUUUACAUGAUGGGUUCAAGAGAAAAGCAACGGAGUUUGUCUGGGCUACGAUGGUUCUGGGACAGAUACCCCAUGCUGAUGACGACCAUGAAUAGGCGGCUAGUUUCAGGUCAGGGCAGGAAUAUUUGUGUAUCAUAGUCCCGCGGUAGUUCAAUGUACAUGAUCAUGAUAGAGAGCAAUUCAAGAGGGAAAAAACAAUCAA